UCCUUAGACCGGCUCCGCCGCCUGCGACUUCUGUAAGAAGAGAGGAUGGAUCUGCUAUGUGAUACCCACCAGUAGGAAUUCCUCCUGUCUCGCUUGCAAGAUGUCCAAAAUGCCCUGCAAAUAUGAUGGCGCAAAGCGUUCCGGCGGUCGUGAUAUCUCAAGCGCUCCCGCUCCUGGUCUCUGUGAUCGACAUGCACGCAUCUCUCCAGAGGACCCCAGUGACAACGGCGAUUUCGAUGCCAGCAAGCAACUGCCGGAGCAUGAGUUUUCUAGCUCCGGAAGCGACUCCGAAUACUGCGAGGAUUCUCUUGAGGCUGACACGACAGAUGACGAUACGUGGGAAGGGCGACGCAUUGAAGACCAUAACGAGACUGCGGCUUCGCGUACUUCAGAAGCUGGUCCCGCUCGUCUCUCUCACCGGUCACAAUCAACUGCCGCAGCGACUCAUCGCAAGGAAAAGUCGUACAAUAUCAUAAACCAAGCACUGACAUUCACGGAGACCGUCGAAGACCGCGCGGUUCGUUUGCGUUGUAAGUAGCUGUCUUGACUU
This is a messenger RNA of Phanerochaete carnosa HHB-10118-sp, 550 nucleotides long. RefSeq lists its product as uncharacterized. The record is from RefSeq and is a predicted model, not a curated record. Bases 110 to 538 code for a protein of 142 amino acids. NCBI's taxonomy places the organism in Eukaryota, Fungi, Basidiomycota, Agaricomycetes, Polyporales, Phanerochaetaceae. The transcript has a single exon.